GCAGACAGACUCAUCACAGAGACCUGUGGAUAAAAACACACCGGAGAAAAGCUGAACUUCAUCAGCUGCUGAUCACUCUUCGAUCCUCGGUCUGAUCGAUCACCUCUGCUCGGCGUUUUCUGAUGAACUUGGAAAGUUUUUCAUGUUAUUCCUCCGCAGCCUGCGGCUCUGCUCUACUUUAUCCCGCACGGAUUUAGCCGGAGCUAAGGCGCUUUAAUGAAGUCUGGAUGUGACUGGAGGAGGACUAACUAACCUCAGUAUUCCACUCAGCACUGGAAAGCCUGGAAAUCAUGGAAUAUUUGGAUACCUGGAACCAGGAGCCUGGGAUCUGCAGGACUAUGUAGCUCCGAGGACGGUGUUCAGGGCUCAGGCUCUGGUUCCUGUCUGCUGCCGUUGCAUCAUCGGAGCGUUUGGUUGGUCUGUUGGCGUUCAGGGUGCAGGAUGCCAGGAUGCCCAUCACUCAGGACAACGCCCUCAGCAUCCUCCCUCUGCUGGAGGACUGGAACAAAACUCAGAGCACAAGAGCACAGAAGGAGCAAAACCAGAACCAGGACACUUCUGGGGACAAGUCAGAUCAGGACUGGUACAGGAAUGGCGAGGGGGACAGUGUGUGCAGCAGCAGCAGCGUGGGCAGUUUAACCAUGGACGACCUGUCUCUGUGCGUAGCCGCCAUCCAGAAGCUGGUGGAGUACAUCAAGUUUAACUUCCUAGAGACGGAGGACGCUCCGUUAUCCAGCCCGCCCUCCUGCAGGGAUGGGUUGGACGUGGAGAUCCAGGCUGUCUCCAUGACCAAAGAGGAGGACGACUCUGCAGAGUUCGGCCUCAGCUUCGGGAACAUCCCCAUCUUCGGAGACCCCGAUGGGAGGAAGAAGGGCGGCCCCAGGAGGAGGAGGGACCAGGGGCCUAUCAUGGAUGUGGGCUGUAUCUGGGUGACAGAGGUGAGGAAGAAGAGCCCCGCCGCCCGCUGCGGGGGGAUCAAACUGAGAGACGAGCUGCUGUCACUGAACGGACAGCUGAUGGUGGGCGUGGACGUCCUUGGAGCCAGUUACCUGACCGACCAGUGCUGGAACGGCGGCUGUAUCUACCUGAUCAUGCUACGGCGAGUGAAGAGAAAGGCCCCUCCCCCUCCCUGUGAGGUCAACGGCGUCCUCGGCAUCUCUGUGAGCAGUGACGGCGACAACGAACCACAGGAGGGUGGAGCCUGUGAGCCCUCCGAUGGCUCAGGAAACUUCAAACGCACGCGCAAGUUUGGAGUCAUCUCACGCUCGUCCUUCACUCGAGACAACAGAGACUGCUCAGACGGCGAGCUGCAGAGCUGCUACACGCCUGCAGGAGACGCCCACACAGACACCUGUCCUCAGGUGAGACCUGGCGUGCACCGGCUGCACACCGGAGGCUCGGCCACGCUGCCCACACGGAGCCACAGUCAGCUGUUGGAGAGCAAGAUGGACUCAGUCAGCAGCGAACCUUCACAACAGCCCAGAGAGGGAAGCCACAUCUGGAAGAUGCACCUGGUGAAGGGUCAGGAGGGGCUGGGCAUCCAGAUCACCGGGGGGCGGGGCUCCAAACGCUCUCCACAUGGCAUCAUAAUCACUCGAGUGGAGGAGGGAGGGGCCAUUCACAGGGAUGGUCGUCUGCACGCCGGUGACGAGCUGCUGAUGAUUAACGGUCAGUCUCUGGUCGGUCUCACUCACCAGGAGGCCGUCGCCAUCCUCCGCUCCACCACCGGACUGGUCCAACUGGUAGUGGCAACCAGGGAGGAGUCGGAUGUUGGUUUUGAGCGUUUCCCCUCCACCAGUCUACCUGACCUGGUCAGCACCUGCAGUUACCUGUCCUCCCUCUCGUUGGCGGCUCCGCCUCACUCCCCUCACUCCGACUGCCCCCCUACUCUGCACAAACCCAGCCCGCCGACAAAUCUGGACAAGCUAGAAGAGGCGAGUCUGGCCGAGGUCCCCAAAGGAUCCUGCAGCUCCACACCCUCCAAACUCAACAGCCGGCCCUCAGGGGGGAGCAGUCGUCUGGAGUCGGUGGGCGAGGACGACGAGCUGUUUGUGGAGAACGGCGUGGGCAGCUGUGAGGUUGUGGAGAAGCCUCCACCUGGCCGACGGAAACACUCGCUACCUCAGCAGCUGGAUACAGGAGGAGUGAGACAGGAGUACCAGAUCAUUAAGAAAUCAGCUCGCUCUCUCAGCACCGUUCAAGUGGAGUCUCCAUGGCGACUGGCGCAGCCGUCCAUUAUCUCCAGCAUCGUGCUGAUGAAAGGCCAGGGCAAGGGUCUCGGGUUCAGUAUAGUUGGGGGUCAGGACUCGGCUCGAGGUCAGAUGGGGAUUUUUGUGAAAACCAUUUUCCCUCAUGGAGCUGCAGCCGCCGACGGACGACUGAAAGAGGGAGACGAGAUUUUAGAAGUGAACGGAGAAUCUCUGCAGGGACUCACGCACCAACAGGCCAUCCAGACCUUCAAGCAGCUGAAGAAAGGCGUGGUGACUUUGACCAUCCGGACUCGUCUCCGUAGUCCCAGUCUGACCCCGUGUCCCACCCCCACCCUCCUCAGCCGAUCCAGCUCACCAAACUCCAACACCAGCGGGGGGACGCCCGUCCCUGCAGGGUUUGAAGACCCGGAGGGCCGCAAGGGCCCCGGACUUGGCCCCAAAGACUGUAUCAUCAUGGAGGUGACGCUGAAUAAAGAGCCUGGUGUGGGUCUGGGGAUCGGGGUCUGCUGUCUGACUUUGGAGAACUCUGCUCCAGGGAUCUACAUCCACAGUCUCUCUCUGGGAUCAGUGGCCAAGAUGGACGGGAGACUCAGUCGUGGCGACCAGAUCCUGGAGGUGGACUCGGUCAGUCUCCGUCACGCUGCUCUCAGUGAAGCCUACGCCAUCCUCAGUGAGUGUGGACCCGGACCAGUCAGCCUCAUCAUCAGCAGACACCCAAACCCAAAGGUUUCUGAGCAGGAGAUGGAUCAGAUCAUCGCACGAUCGACACUCAGGGACAAAACAAGCAAAAACAGACUCUCCUCUCACCCACAAGCCGUGUCCUGUAAGAGUCCCGGGGCGGUGGUGAAGGAGCGUCAGGGAGACGGCUCGCCAGCUCUCAGCUGGACCAUGAAGAGGUUCCUCGAACCAGCCAGUAGACAGGGCUCGCUGAGCUCAGAGACAGAGCUGUCUCAAUAUUUCCCUCAGGAUGUUUCCAGUCACUCGUUCCUUUCUGAGUCCAUCCUGAUUGGCUCAACCAGCAACGAUGCGCUCCACCAGCAGAGCUGCAACACCUCCAUGGAUGAGAACGCACCUCAGACACAAGCUCUCACGCCGUCUCUGACACAAGCGGAGGGUGACCCGGUGUACAACGCCUCACCAGUCAAGAACACCGCCCCCGUCAGUGACAGUCAGCACCCAGCGGCUGUUGGCCCACCUAUCUCUGUCUCCAGUCCCACCUUGGUGAGAAGCCCUCUCCUCCGACAGCGGCGCGUGAUGUGCUUCGACGACCAGCUCAGUGAUGACGACGACUCUGACAGCGUUGGACUCUUUGACAAAACCAUAAAAUCUGACGGUGGCACCAGAGAAUCCCACAGUUCAAAGAUGGAUUUAGCAGUUGUUUCUACUACGUCUUCAUUAAAUGUUGAUGGAGACAGCGAGGAUGGAGAUUAUCAGAGGAGUGACAGCAGUGAUCUGACUACUCCACUUUUCUCACAGAAUGAAGAAGCUCCACCUGGUUCAGAGUCUCCCUUCAUGCCGAUCCGCUGCCCCUCUGAGCACAGAGCGGGGAGUUUGGCGUCUCCUAAUCUGAUUAUCAACACUGAGAGCUUCAUCAGUAAAGACGAUGGACAGGUGGAGCCGAAGCGCUCCCCAAAGCUGGAGCACAAAGCCGUGAUGAGAGUCAAAAGCAUGAUGAGCAUUGAAGCUCCAAACCUGAGCCAGCAGCAGAAGUCCAGAGCUGACGAACCUUCUCCAGGACUGACCUCUGCCCAGAUCACGCCCAGCGCCGUGCAGGGUGGGAGAAACCCCCGCUCUGCUGCUGUUCACCAUCAUCACUGCAAGAAAGCAGAGACCAGUGAGCUGGCCGGGGUUUGUACCAUCGACACGGUGACUCUGUGGAGGAGGGAGGACGAGUCAUACGGACUCGACCUGGAGAUCAUGUCGUCUCCUCUGAAGGUCGUCAUCACCGGGUUAAAGCCUGGAGGAGCAGCAGACAGGGAGUCUGCAGGCAGUCUGAGUCCGGGGGAUGAGAUUGUGAAAAUUGGAGAGCAGCUGGUUUGCUCCUGCAGCUACCAGGAAAUCUGUGAGCUCAUGCUGAACCUGCCGACGACUCUGACCAUGGAGGUGAAGAAACCAGUGUCAGCUGUGGAUCAUCUGUCCAGUUUGAUCCUGUCAUCAGGAAACUGUGAUGGAGCCAACAGACCAAAACCUCAGCGAUCUGCUCCAUCAACACCCGGUGAAGAAGCAAAAACGAGUGAAAACUCAGAAACUUCCGACCACAUUCCUCAGUUAGACAAUGACUUUAAAAUCCCCAUCACUAACAUCGAUGACAUUUUAUCUGCUCUGAGCCCUGGCGCUGAUAAAAGCUCAAACACGAAAUCCUCAUCUGAGCCUGGAUCAGACCGAACCACUGCGAUGCCUCAUAGGAACCCCAAGAAUCAGGAUCCAUCCCAGCCCAACCUUCAGGACCACUCCAUCAUAAAAGAAGAACCUAAUGAAGGUACCACCCUCUCUGUGGAGAAGACACGACAACAGAAGAAGAGCCGUGCUGCUGCUUCCUGUAUGUACAACACGGGAGAUGACAGCGACUCAGACAGCGACUCGUCCACCGUGCUGGUCAACGAGUUGUUCAACAAUGGCGGUCAUGAGGCGUCGUCAGAUGAGGAGGUGGAGAUUUGUUCCUAUGACGUGCAGCAACCACAAACAGCUAACGGGUUUACAUGUUUUGGCCAACCCAGCGCUGAGCAGGGCGAUGGUGGUGCUCAGAUUUGUAGAGAAAACUCCUCCAGUCAAACCCAACUGUGUUCUCAGGUCCCAUCUUCAGGGCAACAACACUACACCUCCAUACCACCUUCCAUACCUCUGACUGCCACAGAUCCGAACUCUGACUGCUCCACUCAGCCGUCUGAGAGAGUGACGGCGUGUACGGUGUCCGGCUGUGGAGGUCUGAGCGUCUACAGAGGCUCCUCCCCUCCACAUCCUCAGGAUUCGUCUGCGAGUAUAAACAUAGACUCCUCCCUGACCUCAGAUUUACUGAAAGUUUCAAAAACUCCUCAGUCACCAGGAGAGAGGUCAGACGUCUUAGCUUCAAGUAGCUGCAGGUUAUCUGUGUCUGCAGCGAACACAGAGAAGCCUCUGGAGAGUACGACCAACUCCUUACUAAAGCAGACACCUGAGCUGAAACUCUUCGAUAAUACCGACACUUCGGCGAGGAGUAGUAACGCCAAACAAAGUCUGGUAAAGUCAAACACUCCCAAGCUGAAGGGUCUGAGUAUCAAGAGCAGGAACAAUGAGCCUCCCAGGAGUCAAAGUCCUUUAAACUCGGUGAAAUCGUCGCCAACAGCAACCACAUCUGACCUUUCUAAGACCAACACCCACCCUGAUACCCACAGCAGCCUGUUCUCACCCCGAGUCAGAAAACGGGUCACCAACACUCACGGAUCAUCUGAUGGCCCGCCACAACCGAUCAAGGACUCCAGACAAACAUCACAAUCCCAGGAUAAAGCACAACCUCCUGUAACUCAGAGAUCAUUUAUAGAAGUCCGUCUGUCUCCUUUAGCAUCACACAACGAAACCAUUCAUCUAAAGGACACCAGACUCUCUGAUAGAAACACAGAUUCACUAUCAAAUGCCACAGUGGAUAAAAUCACCAACACAGCACUUUGUCUGACUAAAGAAAUGACGAGUAAUGGCUCCAAACACACGUCCGAGUCUGGCGUUUCCAGACUUUAUAUGAAAUCAGAGGAGCGACAAAGAUUCACCACGCAUUCAGAGAAGUAUAACCCCUUCUCUGUCAGACAUAAGAUCAAGUCCUUUGAGAACCUGGCUCUCUUUGACAAGCCUUUUUCUCGAAGCAGUGACAUUCAGUCGUACGCUCUGGCAUACCGAGCCUCUCUGAACCAAAGGAUCGCCGGGUACAUGGACUUAGUGAACUCUGACUGCCACACACGACACCGUAGCUUCAACCCGUACAUGGACAACCUGAUCCCAACCACGAAUCUGCUGGAGAAAUCUCCAUCCACCAUGGCUCUCAUAAACCUCAAUCUCCCUGAAUCAGGCUCUAAAAUGUCUCCUCUGUCUGACGCUGAAGGUCCAAAAGUUCAGGGCGGGACGCCUCAAGUGCUGCGGAGGAAGCACGGUAAACUGGCCCGCAGCCGGCUAAGGCAGCUUCGAGCCCUCAGCAUGCCGGAGCUAGAAAAUAUCUGCACGGAAGACUUUACCAGAACGAUUUCUGAGGAGAAAACAGUGACUGAGGGCCAUCCGCCGUCAUCCACGUCUAUGACAGAGGCAAACAAAGAGAGCCGGGCUGAUUCCACUCAAGAGACCAAACAGAAAACCCCAGAGAGCCAUGGAGCCGGCUGGUCCAUCAGUCUGAAGGACCUUGCUGCUUCACCUGCGAGCCAACAAAAGCUUCAGACUCUGACGGGGAAACCAGACACAUCGUCUCUGCUGCAGGAGGUCAAAGGUCUCUCAGAGGUGGACGGUGAGGCUCACCUGGUGGUCCUGAACAAAGAGGAAGGAUCAGGACUUGGCUUCAGUAUCGCCGGUGGAGUUGACCUGGAGCAGAAAACAAUAACUGUCCAUCGGGUGUUCAGCCGAGGAGCGGCCUUCUUGGAGGGAACCAUCCAGAGAGGAGACAGCAUCGUGUCCAUAAACGGCUCCAGUCUGGAGGGGAAAACUCACGGAGAGGCCGUGUCCUGUCUGCAUCAGGCCCGGCUGUCCAGCCAGGCCGUCGUGGUCGUUCGCAGAGAGGGAGAACAGAGACGUGACACGACUGAGAAAACACAGAGGAAGAACUCCAACAGGAAGAGGAGCUCAGAAGGAGGACCAGCGGUGGAUGUGGGUCCAGAUGGAGCGUUGAAGGUGGAGCUUCUAAAGACGUCAGCCGGUCUGGGUUUUAGUCUGGAGGGGGGAAAGUCCUCCAGCCAGGGUGGGGACCGGCCUCUGACUGUCAAACGCAUCUUUACAGGGGGUGCUGCAGAGCUGUCUGGGGUGAUUGAAGUGGGGGAUGAGGUCCUCUCUGUGAACGGCUGCUCUCUGGAAGGUCUCAUGCACCACGACGCCUGGAGGAUCAUUAAAGCCACGGACGAAGGGCCAAAUGAGCUCCUGAUCCGUAAACCCCAGCCCUGACCAUGGACCCUAUUAAAUAACAGACUGACUGAGACCACGGAAAACUCCGGAAGCAGAGCAUAGGCAAUUAGGACAAACACGGAGAGACUGCUCCCCUUUUCACUCUUCUCUGCUGGACUCUGGUUGAUCUUUCCUCCUGUUUCAUGAGUUUUUAUUCUCUACAGGUCAGAUUGGAUGGACCACUAACUAAUGUGAUGUGCAAUGCUGAAUCAUGGUUUACUUUAUGAUGACUCCUGCUUUUUGUUGAUGAUUGAUUCUCUUUGAAAACUACAAAAAUAUUUCGAUGUUUCUUUUUUAAAAUAA
Molecule: messenger RNA, 7622 nt
Organism: Cheilinus undulatus (humphead wrasse)
Lineage: Eukaryota; Metazoa; Chordata; Actinopteri; Labriformes; Labridae
Gene: pdzd2
Product: PDZ domain containing 2
Exons: 26
Coding region: 450-7319 (2289 amino acids)
Molecular function (GO): protein binding
Source: RefSeq, a predicted model, not a curated record